Messenger RNA from Rhizopus microsporus ATCC 52813, 444 nucleotides. RefSeq lists its product as uncharacterized. The record is from RefSeq and is a predicted model, not a curated record. NCBI's taxonomy places the organism in Eukaryota, Fungi, Mucoromycota, Mucoromycetes, Mucorales, Rhizopodaceae. The coding region runs from base 63 to 374 and encodes 103 amino acids. The transcript has 2 exons.
UUAAAUCGAACGGCUUCUGUGUUGGCUGUCUAUUUUACAAAAGAUCAACCAAGCGUGCAACAAUGAACGAAGUAGAUCUUGAGCUCAAACUACAUGACUUCGAUAUCAACAAAGUACAAAACAGCUACAGGACGCUUUUUAUUGAUCCUGGGAGAAAGACUGUUUUCACAGCGGCAGAGAGUGUAAGCACAAAAGCUCAUAGUCUAUUGCGUUGUACCAUCCGUGAAUGUUAUCACAUGACCGGAUCUACGAGAUACCAGGCUGACCAGAGACGACAGAAAAAAGAAAUUCGAACUGAAUCAAUUGAAAGUGAGAUGCCAUCCCACAAGACAACUUCCUACCAAUUAUAUACUGUCUGGGGACGCAAAGUAUAACAGAAGACGAAGCAAAAAGAAGAAAAAGAACAAGAAGAAGAAGAAAGCUGCCCCAAGGCUACAACCAAUG